This is a messenger RNA of Prorocentrum cordatum, 558 nucleotides long. Lineage: Eukaryota; Dinophyceae; Prorocentrales; Prorocentraceae. The record is from the annotation of a GenBank genome assembly.
AUGGGGGCCCCCAGCGCAGAAGGCGGCGCGGGCCCUCAGACGGUGAGCUACGCGGCCUUCCAGAAGGUGUGCACGCAGGCGGGCUUCGUUGAGCAGAGGCCUGGCGCCGACCUCAAGGGGCUCUUCCUAUUCCUCGCGGCCGCCUUCCUGGGCGAUUCGGCGGGCCGGCUUGGCGGGGGGUUCUUGAGCCGCGCCGCCUGGUCGGCGCUCGGGGGCUUUAGCUCCCGGGCCGUGACGGGCAGCCCCGCCAGGUUGCGGCGCGUCUUGGAGGAGCGAUAUGGCGACCUCGACCGAGCCUUCCAGCACAUGCACACCGCCUGGCUCCGACGCGCACUGUCCGAGGGUCUGCGGCGAGCGGCGCUGGAGGGUAUGGCCCGGGCGUUGCGGCGUUGGGAGGACCGAGUGCCGCCCGGACGCCGCCGGGUCGCGCGACGAGGAGCGCGGCGACGGCGGGCCGACCGCUGGGCAUCCACCCGGCCGCCGCGCGGCGCGGCCGCCGCGCCGCGGAGCGGCGUGCUGCCGCCCCUGGCCGCAGCUGGGGGCAGGUCUUUAGGGUGA